UGUUUUCCAUAAACGAUGCUCGAUUGCGAAAUUCAGAAAGCCUUACUUUGGCCAUCAACCGGAUCAUCAAAUAAUUUAUCAACAACAGCUACAUCGGAAAAUUCUCCUUCUUCUUAUCAUCAUCAUCAUUAUUAUUCAUCAUCAAAUCAUUCAUAUCAUACGAAUGAAAUUAAUGGGUCCAAUCGUUCGAUUCCAAUAAAAUCGAAUGCUACUACUAAAACUACCAGUACAGCAGAAGCUGCAGCAGCGGUAGCAGCAGCCGCUGCUGCUAAAAGUUCCGAUCUUAUUCGAUGGAUGUCAGUAAUGUCGUCCUCGGUCAUAUCGGCAGCUACAGCAACAACAACAACCAGCGUUGAUGACAUUAGCACGAAUAACAACAAUAACAACAACAACAACAACAGUCCAACACAGCAUCACUAUCAACAACAACACCCAAAUCGACAUAAAAUUAAUACAAAUUUUGGAUCAUCAUCUUCAUCUCCACCACCAUUAUCAUCAUCAACAUCAUCAUCAUCAAUAACAUCAUCAACAUCACCACAAAAUAUAUCGCCAUUAUAUGCUCGUGGUUCAUCAUGGAAUAGUGGCGGUGGUUGUAUUGAUUGGCCUGUUUCGAAUCAUGCUCAUCAAUUCAAUUCACAAAAUUCUAAUAAUCGUUCAUCAUUAUCAACAUUGAAAUCGAAUAAUUUAUUGAUUCAACAACAACAAACGGCAUUAUUGACAAAAAGAUUGACAGGAACUUCCAACGGAACAUUAGUGAAUGAAACAAAUCCAAUUAUAAACAAUGAAAACGAUUCUAUAAACAAUACAAAUUCUGGAUUUGUUUAUGGUAAUAAUAAUUCAUCAUCAUCAUCAUCACCAUCAGAAAACAAUUCAAUACGUUUGAAUCGACAACAUUUCAAUGAUAAUAAUUCAUCAUUGUCAACAUCAUCGACAAAAGUUGGACAAAUUCUAACAAGUUUAGCCAAUAAUUGUGUUGAUCAUCAACAAUCAUCUUUAAAAUUUUCAUCAUCAACAUCGAAUCAAUUUGAAUCAAAUCAUUCUCAUUCAAUUAAUAAUAAUAAUCAACAUCAAACAAAUUUAAAUGAAAAUCAUCUAAAUAAUUUUCAUCAUAAUCAUCAACAUGGCUCAUUGGCAACAAAUGGCCAUAUAAAUUCAUUUAAUCGAAAAUAUCAAUGUAAAAUGUGUCCGCAGAUUUUCUAUUCAAAAGCCGACAUGCAAUUACAUACACAGGUACAUAUGCGUGAAACAAAACCAUAUAAAUGUACACAAUGUACAAAAACAUUCGCCAAUUCAUCAUACCUAUCACAACAUAGCCGAAUUCAUUUGGGUAUCAAACCGUAUCAUUGUGAAUUAUGUCAAAGAAAAUUCACCCAAUUAUCCCAUCUACAACAACAUGAACGUACUCAUACAGGUGAUAAACCGUAUAAAUGUCGUUAUGGAAAUUGUACAAAAGCAUUUUCACAAUUAUCGAAUCUACAAUCACAUUCACGUUCACAUCAAACGGAUAAACCAUUUAAAUGUAAUAGCUGUUAUAAAUGUUUUACUGAUGAAUCGGCACUUUUGGAUCAUAUUCCAAAACAUAAAGAUUCAAAACAUUUGAAGACGCAUAUUUGUCAAUAUUGUGGUAAAUCAUAUACACAGGAAAGCUAUCUACAAAAACAUUUGCAAAAACAUACGGAUCGAAUGUCAUCUGUUGGUGGUGGUGGUGGUAAUAGUAGUAGUUCCGGUUUGGUAGUUGCAACUAAACGAAAUUUAUCAACAUCGGCUCAUCAUCAUCAAAUUCAUCAACAACAACAACAACAAAUUCAACAACAUUCCCAUCAACAACAACAUGGUGAUAAUUCAACGGCAGCAGCAACUUCUUCCACCAUACAUUUGAUAGAUAAUAAUAAUAUUCAUUAUUGGUCGAAAUCAAAUCCAUUAGAAUGUAACAUUAAUUCAACACAAUUAUCGUCGCAAAAUGUUAAUCGUCAACAAAAUCAUUGCGUUAUACCUGCAUCAGCAUUUGAUCCAUCAUCAUCAACUAUUUAUUUGAACAAUAGUGGUCUGGAUUUACAGAUGAUUGCAAAUAACACUAAUAAAUUAAGUACUAAUUCGGCUGCUGCGACAACAUUUUCAUUACCACAAAAUUCUAUAAAUUCAGCCAAUAAUCAAGCUUUACGAAUGACUUCUUAUUUGUCUGCAUAUGAGCCAUUAAAUUUUCCAAAUAAAAUUUCCGGUAUGGAUACAAUAACAGGAAUGGUUGUAGCAACGACAAAUGCUAGCGGUAGCGGAAAUAUUCACACGGGUAAAAAAUCAUCAGCUACAUCAAUCGUAACUAAUUUAUCAUCAUUAGAUAAGAAUUCUGCUGUUAAUCAAACAAUUGCAUUUCCAAAUCAAUUGAUUGCAUUAAAUCAGAUACGUAAUUAUGCAUCGAUGCCAAUUACAUCAACAUCAAACAUUAAGCCACAUUUUUGUGCAGAAUGCCGGAAAUCAUUUUCAUCCGUUCACCAAUUGGCGCAACAUAAUCGUGUUCAUUCGGGUGAAAAACCAUACGACUGUGGUUAUUGUGAACGAAAAUUUAAACAAUUAAGCCAUCUCCAACAACAUACACGUUUACAUACGGGUGAACGUCCAUAUAAAUGUGAUUGUGGCCGAUCAUUCAUCCAAUUAUCGAAUCUACAGCAACAUAUGAAAACACACGAGGAUUCAUCAUCUGUAUCCAGUAAAGAUAUUGAUAAGAAUUUUUUCUGUCCACAUUGUGGAAAAGGUUUUAAAGGACAGAAUUCUCUGUUCCAUCAUCAAACCAAGAAACAUGCUGACCUGGUGAAUCCUACGCAAAUCGUAGAAAAACAAUUAGGAGUAACCGUUGGUAUUGUAAAUCAGCAAAUCAAUUCGAUUCAACAGCAGCAACAACAACCACAACAAAUAACGCAGCCAAUAACUCAGAGUAUCCUAACAUUUACGUGCCAACUUUGUAGUAAAAUCUUUUUGGAUGAAACGUCUUUCAAAAAACAUUUUGAGAUUAAUCAUCAACAUCGUCAAGCAGAAUCAUUAUCAUCAUCUUCAUCAACAUCAUCGAAUGCAACAAAUUCAUCAACGGGAUCAGCGGUAGCAUUGGCCACCACUACAGCAAUGACAACAGCUAUUACAUUAUGGCCAUGCAGUAUAUGUUCCAUCGUUUUUGCAAAUGAAUAUAGUCUUUUAACACACUUUGAGCAAAUGAAAUUCGACCCUAAACAUCAGAAAGAUACUCAACAUAUUGUUCUACAAACAUUGAAACAGCAGCAUCAGCAGAAUAAUCUUCAGCAGCAACAACAAAAUCAAAAAAUUAAAGAAGAAAAUUAUGAGGAUGAAAUUGCUUUGAAUUUAAACGAUAUUCUCAUGACAAGUUUGAUAACGAACGGGAUCGAACUUGAAACUCCGGUAACGACUGCAACAACAGUGGCUGCUUCAACUUCGACUUCUACCAAUCAAAUUGUAUCAGCCAAUAUGAUUGCACAAAAUAUGCUGGAUAAUCUAAGUCAACCGACAAAUGGACAGACAGGAAACGGUGCUACAACACCAAAUCAGCAACAGCGAUUUCAAAAUGGCACUACUCCAAAGGCUGUUAAAUCUUCCGCUUCAUCCUUGAAAGCAACAACAGCGACUUCAUCAUCAAAUACUGUCAAUAAUAAUUCGAAUGUUAAUAAUAAUUCUACAUAUUGGACCUGAAAAAAUACGAUUUCUUUUCAAUCUGAUUGAGUGGCCCAAUUUAAAACCAUCGCAUCAUUAGUGAACACUCAAUAAUGAGUUGGAUAAUCGAUCAUUAUUUAAUAAC
Dermatophagoides pteronyssinus (European house dust mite) is the source of this 3799-nucleotide messenger RNA. RefSeq lists its product as uncharacterized. NCBI's taxonomy places the organism in Eukaryota, Metazoa, Arthropoda, Arachnida, Sarcoptiformes, Pyroglyphidae. Gene Ontology annotation, cellular component: chromatin; PcG protein complex; transcription regulator complex. Gene Ontology annotation, molecular function: DNA-binding transcription factor activity, RNA polymerase II-specific; RNA polymerase II cis-regulatory region sequence-specific DNA binding. The record is from RefSeq and is a predicted model, not a curated record. Gene Ontology annotation, biological process: regulation of transcription by RNA polymerase II.